UUAAAGAGCUAAAAAAGAAAAGAUGUCACAUUAAGGAAAUGUAAGAGGAACUUGAGACGCCCUGACGAGACCUGAAUUUCAAAAUAUGGAGCCCAGCAAGGAUUUCAGAGCUUGCAGCGUUUAUCCGACAUACGCUGAAGUUGUUGGAAAUGUUGUAGCACCCUUAUCAGAGAAUAUUGUAGAUAAACCUUUCAAGAAUGUCCAACAAUAUCUGGAAACCCACUUUUGGCUUAUGCGAGAGGAGGUAGUUGGUCCGCUACGGAAAGUGGUGAGCCAGCUUAAAAUCAAAAGAAAUGACGAAGAUUCGCCUUCCUACAUGACGGCAAAAUUCUUGAGACCCGUCGACACAAGUGUAAAAAAGCUAGGUGUAAAGCUUCGCUUCACUGACAGUAGAAUUUCUAAUGGAGAGACCGUCAAGGAGAAAUCAUCGCAAAUCUUAAAAUUUGGCUCCCUAGUUUGCUUUACUUGCAACCUCUUCAAAACAUUGAUCUUUGCCACAAUUAGCCACAGACAAGAGAAUUAUUUCAAGGAGUCUGUGGUAUUUGUCAAGUUGACCUCUGAAUGCAAGGAAGAUAUUUACAAAAAUGAAUAUAUGAUGAUUGAGAGUGAAACCUUCUUUGGAGCAUAUGAGCAGGUUCUUAAAACCCUUCAACUUGCCGACGACAACGACUUCCCUUUUCCUCAAUAUUUCAUUAAAGUGUCUAAAAGCGAUGCACUCCCUAAAUACAUGAGGAACGGCAUCAAAACCAUUUCCAUCAAAGGAGUAGAUCAAGAUUUUAAUUCAGUGCGGCUUUUGGAACCGAAUUCGUGGCCUACGGCCGCUGAAAUCGGACUGGACGAGUCGCAGCUGUUCAGCCUACAAGCCGCCCUGACGAGGGAACUGGCAUUCAUCCUUGGGCCACCUGGAACGGGAAAAACCUACGUUGGCCUCACAGUGGCGCAAAUCUUGAUCGGAAACAAGGCAGCUCUGAACCUGAAAAGGCCUAUUCUGGUCAUCAGCAGCACAAAUCACUCGCUUGAUCGCUUUCUUCUCGGAUUAUUGAACUUUACUGACAAUAUUGUGCGGAUCGGCCAGCAGUCCAAGUUUUCGCAGCUGAACCUCUACAACUACAACAAACUGAAAGGAUCAUGGUACUAUCGUCUCGCAUACCAGGACGUAAUUGGAAUGACAGCGUCCAGGGCAUCAGAUUGGCGUCCAAAGCUCAAUUCGCUUGGCUGCGAAGUGGUGAUUGUCGAGGAUGCCGCUGUGGUGUUUGAUGCUCAGAUGUUUGCAUGCUUGCCAAAUAAUUAUCAACAUUUAAUAAUGAUUGGAGGGCUAAAGCAGCUUGAACUAAAACUAGAAAAUCCUGAUUUAGCAUCAUUUAAAUUAAACGUCUCAUUUUUCAAGAGGAUGUUGGACAACAGGGAGAGCCAGAAACCGCUUCGAUUUCAGUACAGGAUGCCACCUGAGAUGACAAAACUAAUUUCGCCAUUGAUUUACCCCAAGAUGGAGCAUGGUGCAAGUGCGACGAGCUUGCCCGCGCUAAAAUUGCUUACAAAGCGAGUUUCUUUCGUCACCCACAAUUUUCCUGAGAGUCCGGAGGAAAUUGAAGUGCGCACUCCAGAGCAAAUUAUGAAAAAACAGUGGAAGACUGGAAACAGCAAGAAGAAUGACCAGGAGGCAUCUUUUGUGGUGGCUCUCUGUAAAUACUUGCUCUUGCAAAAAGUGGCACCGCUCGAUAUAACUAUUUUGACCACUUACGCGUAUCAGUUGGACCUGAUUAAAAAGCUUAUAAAGGAAGAAAAAUCAAAGGUCAAAGGGUUAUUGGUGACCGUCGAAGUCACAACGGUGGACAAUUUCCAAGGCGGCGAAAAUAAAUUCAUAAUUUUGUCUCUUGUGAGAAGCAACUCCGGGGGAGCUUUGGGAUUUCUGGAAAAGGAGAACAGAAUCGGCGUGGCUUUAAGUAAAGCCCAAAAUGCUCUCAUCAUUGUUGGGAACAUACAAACCCUCACCAAAAGCUGUCCUACUUGGAAGUCGAUCGAGUCGUCCCUGAAGGAACAAAAUGCCCUGAAUGGAUUUCUGGAGUUCAGGUGCACGACCUACCCUACGAAGACUCAUGCAGUUGCUUUUGACGAAGAACUCAUCAAAUCGGAGUGGAUUUGCAGUAAAAAUAGCUGCGAAAAACCGCAUCAGGCACCAGCAUUGACUGCACCCUCUUGUUCUCCUGUUAAGCACAACCCUCAUCAAAAGCCCGGCGAGUAUCCUCAAAAAUCUUUAACGGAGCAAACGCCGAUGUUGGUCGGCAGUGAUUCUUCUGCUAAGAAUUCUGUAAAGGAUUCUAAUGCAAGCGGAUAUUCAACGCUAUCCUCUCAGAAAAUCAAAAGUUCAGAACAAUUUCCGCUGAUGAUCAAAACUAACAUGCCAAAGUUUCCGGUAAUUUCCAUGCCUGUGAAGAUAAGAUUCAACGGUGAUACAAUUCCCUCCAACCAAUCAAAAUGUUAUGCCUCAAGUGGAAGUAGCGUUUCUGGAAGCACUAAUUCGUAUGCUGCGCGCUGCAAGGUUGUGAAGAGCUACGGCCAUAAAUGCAGCGUAGUUUGCCCUCCUGGCAAGGCUCACAAUUCAUCGCAUGAAACAUGUGAAAUAUGCAAUGAGCCUGCCACCAAUAGUUUCAGCAUGAAUUCGCACACUAAUCAAAAUGGGAAAAACUUGAAGAAUCGCAUACAGCCGCCACCCCCGGCUCCGCUAGUGGCUGCAUCAACUCGCCAGCCAAUUGUGAAGCAACCACAGCCACAAGUGGUAGCUCAGGAAUUGCUUGAGAAACCUUUACCACCUCCUUUACCAGAGAUAAACUUUUUUCCGGUAAUUCCCACGCCUGUGAAGAGAGUUUCUUUUAACGACAUUGCGACUCCCUCCAACCAAUCAAGUGGAAGUCGCGUUUCUGGAAUCACUUUUUCGUAUGCAGAGCGCUGCUAUGGUGUGAACAGCUGCGGCCAUAAAUGCAAAGUAGUUUGCCCUCCUGUCGAGGCUCACAAUUCAUCGCAUGAAAUAUGGGAAAGAUGUAUUGAGCCGUGCCUCCGAAUGUGCAAGGCUGGUCUUCAUCGCUGCAAACUACCGUGCUACAGGCAAUGCCACCCUGACUGCUUUGAAAUACGCACCUUGACCAAUUCCUGCGGCAGGCACAGCAAAGAUGUGCUCUGCAAAGACUGGAAAUCCGCCAGCGGCGUUUGCAAGGCUGUUUGCAACAGGCCCAUGUGGUGCGGACACUUAUGUACGAAAAAUUGUCACCAAAACGAUUGUAACACAAGGUGCUUGCGAUGCAGGUUAGCCGUUUUAUUCUGUGGUUGCACACGACAAAAGAGGAUCAGCCAGUGUUGAUUUAUCUAUGUUUAAGAAAAGAAGCGUUGAAGCACUCUCCGCUAAAAUAGCAUUUUAUAUUUUAUCUUAUUCUUUAGCUAGCUUGUAUAUUCUAAUGGAUGGACGUAAAAUCACUGCGCUUUGUCUUGCUAUUAAGACAAGAAGUAAUAUUUUAUUACUUUGAAAUCAAUUCAUGCAUUAUUUUGAUUGAUUUUAUUAAUUAUUCUCCCUAGCCAGUAAAAUAUUUUUAAAUUUUUUUGUAUUCAUUUGUUAUUUUUAUUGAUGCGGAAAUAUGCAGAAAAUAUAUUUUAAAAUAAAUACUAACAAAGAAACGUGCGUGCAUGAUGUGUCAUAAUGCUUCAUAGAACAAAGUAUGCUUCAAAAAAAGCUGACCAUUAGAAUAUUUUUAAUAAAUGUGCGUGCGAUAGCUUGUAUUGUAUUUUAAAUUGAUGACCUAUCAUACUUACUUAGUUGAAUAGAGCAGUUUUAUAAUUUUCAAUCAUGGUUAUGUGAGUUUUCAAGUUAUUUUGCCUUAAAAUAUUUACUAUUGUGUAAAAGGGAACCGAAAUUUUUGUUCACCAGGUAUGCUGCCUUUUCUCACAUUUGUUUUAUAAAAUUUGUGACGGAAAUUUUUUUUAUAACAAGAAUGUAUUUUGACCUAAUGUGAGAAUAAACAAACAAUUAAAGAUAAAAUAAAUUGAAAAAAUUCCAAUCCGUCGUGGGACUCAGAAAUUCUUUUCUGUGGUAUUUUUCCCACCACAACCUUCGUCCGUUCAUUGGCCAUCCACAGGUGGGCGGUUUUGAUUGGAAGGGGGUAGUUUUCUUGGUAGCAGCUGUCAGCCCUGCGUGAUAUAUUCCCCCACCAUUAAUUGCUUGUCUCUU
This is a messenger RNA of Cloeon dipterum, 4216 nucleotides long. RefSeq names its product NFX1-type zinc finger-containing protein 1-like. NCBI's taxonomy places the organism in Eukaryota, Metazoa, Arthropoda, Insecta, Ephemeroptera, Baetidae. The record is from RefSeq and is a predicted model, not a curated record. The coding region runs from base 86 to 3355 and encodes 1089 amino acids. The transcript has 7 exons. Gene Ontology annotation, cellular component: nuclear RNA-directed RNA polymerase complex. Gene Ontology annotation, molecular function: helicase activity. Gene Ontology annotation, biological process: regulatory ncRNA-mediated heterochromatin formation.